AUGAGUCAAGGCCAUGUUAUCAUCGUCGGAGCCGGUGUUAUCGGUCUCAGCAUCGCAGUCAAACUAUCCCAAUACUUGAAAAUCACCGUCAUCGCGAGAGAGUUACCCGGUGACGUUGGCAUUGACUACGCCUCCCCAUGGGCAGGGGCACACUUCCGCCCCACCCCCGCAAAAACAGACGAGGAACGGAGAGAACAGGCCUGGAUGCGACAAACCUACCAAGAAUUCGAGGAGAUCGCGAAACAACACCCGGAAGCGGGGGUGGAUUUUAUUCCCGCAGUCGAAUAUUUCGAUACAGCCGACGCGACCUCAUUCCUGGCAGAAGAGAAUGGCUACACCACAUGGCCGGACUUCCAGAUUCUCGACCCUACCCAAGACCCCCCUCAACAUCCAUCUAUCCAGCUAGGUGUUGCAUAUCGCAGUUGGGUCCUGAACUCGCCGGUUUAUUUGAAGUGGUUACAGACACGCGCAGAGGCGCAAGGGACUCGGUUCAUUCGCGCAAAGUUGACAGACCUAGAACAGGCUGUGUCUAUAUAUCGGGAGAAUAUACCCCAGGAUGAGAGUGAUCACGUUUCGGCUGUUGUCGAUGCAAGUGGAAGGGGGUUUAAUGAUCCUGACUCUUUCCCCUCGCGGGGUCAGUUCAUCAUCGUCUCGAAUUACUGUGACAGAACUAUCAGUCAUCAUUGGGGUGAUGGUUCCUCUACGGUCAUCAUACCCCGGCCUCUGGGUGGUGGGACUGUUAUCGGUGGCACGAAGGAGCCUAAUAACUGGUCUGAGGAUAUCGACGAUGCUUCAACUGAGGUCAUUCUUAAAAGGGUGAGAGAUCUAUGCCCCGAGAUGAUUGACGAGCAGGCGGAUGGACUGGCUGCGACCAAUGGGUUUGAUGUGAAACAAGUCUACGUUGCUCGGCGCCCUAUGAGACAUGGUGGACUCCAUUUUGCCUUGAAGCCAGGGAACCCUCUUCCCUUGAUAUCUUGCUACGGUGCUGGCGCAAAUGGGUACAAAAUUAGCUGGGGAUUGGCAGGUAAGGUUGACGAGUUCUUUUCUGGAUCUACACAUAACGAAGCAGACGUCUACCAAAAUACUCGGCCAAUCUAA
Molecule: messenger RNA, 1098 nt
Organism: Penicillium psychrosexuale
Lineage: Eukaryota; Fungi; Ascomycota; Eurotiomycetes; Eurotiales; Aspergillaceae
Product: FAD-dependent oxidoreductase
Exons: 3
Coding region: 1-1098 (365 amino acids)
Molecular function (GO): FAD binding; D-amino-acid oxidase activity
Source: RefSeq, a predicted model, not a curated record